Struthio camelus australis is the source of this 1651-nucleotide messenger RNA. NCBI's taxonomy places the organism in Eukaryota, Metazoa, Chordata, Aves, Struthioniformes, Struthionidae. The record is from RefSeq and is a predicted model, not a curated record.
ACUGUGGCCCGUGGGCCACCCAUGCUGGAGCAGAAGCAAAUGAGUAAGAAACAAGGAGCAGUGGAGGAAAAUGAGCAAAAAAAGAAUAUUCCAGUCGAAAAUGAUGUAAAGAGGGACAAAGAUGGACUCACUGAUCUCUAUAUUCAACAUGCUAUACCACUGCCUCAGCGUGACUUGCCAAAAAGUAGAUGGGGAAAAAUGAUGGAAAAGAAAAGGCAGCAGAAUGAAUUGAAAAGUGAGAAUAAAAGUGUUACGACAGUGGAAGGUUUAAGGAAACGGCCAUUAAUUGUAUUUGAUGGCAGUUCAACAAGCACAAGCAUAAAAGUGAAGAAGACUGAGAAUGGAGCUGCGGAUCGCCUAAAACCUCCCCCAGCUGGAAGCACCACCAAUACUGUUAGAAGACUAUCAGUUACUUCGAAUGUCUCAACGUAUAUUUCAGCCUCCAGUUUAUCAGAGGACGCUAAGCUGGAAACUGGGAAUAAUGAGGCUAAGCAGAACACUAUUUCAAAGACUAAUAGCAGUGUGUUGGCUAGUCUGAAGGUGUACCCCUUGUCCUCGGUAGCUGGAACUACUGUUGUGAAAUUAAAGAGAGCUGUUCCAAAAGAAGAAUCAGAUUUGGCGAAUGACCUAAAGCCUACAGAAGCAAAGAAGAAAAUCCAGCAUGUUACAUGGCCAUGAAGUAGCAAAUGGUGCUCAAAACAUAAAUGUUACUUCCAUAUUUUCAAUUAGAUAAGUCAUAUUUGAACAGUUUAGUUCACUUCUUUUUAAACCUUACAGGGAUUCAGAUUGCUGUGAAGUUUUAACAAGUUUAAAAUUUCCCUGUUGUAAGCCUGGAGUCAUUAUCACCAGUCACCUGAAGAGUGUUCACUAUUGUACACAAAGUAGUUCAUUCCCUCCUUAAAAGGUGGUAGUGUUACAAUAUACUAAAAUCCCCUGCUUUUAGUUCUCAAGGUUAUUAUAGUUCAUCUCCUGCAUGUCUCUACAAAUCACACAUAUAAAUAUUUUUUGUUUUCAGUAAGAUUCAGUUUUGAUCCACUUUUGGUUAAAUGGCUAAAAUAGUUAUUGAGAUUCAGAGUGAUCUCAACAGGCUUCUUGGCAUCAAAAAGGUACUUAAUUUAAAUGAAGAGGCAGACCAUUCAGCUGACCAGACAGUCUGAGACCAAAUUUUUCCGUUUUGUUACAAAGAACAGGAGCGUAGAAUUUACAGUUAGGUUAGGUUGGUAAUAAGAGAUGAACUAUGUAACAGCUUUACUUCAAAUUGAAGUUUCUCUUAUUGUCAUGUGAAAUAAGAAGUGCACAGAUGGAAGCAUAUUAUUAGACUGUCUGAAAUGAAUCUUGGAGAGGAAGUAAUGAAUGGAUUAGUGCCAUGUUCUUUUAUAUACACGGGCCUAUUUUAUACAUGCAUAAGUGUAAAAAUGUGCCUGUGUAGCUUGCUUGUUUUCCUUGUUACAAUCAUGCUUAUAAAAUAUGGGGAAAACAUGUGGAACGAAAGUCAGUGCUUUUUUCACUAACUGAAGGUUGGAGAGGAAGAGGAAUAUUAGUGUAUGUAGUCGCACUCUAAAAAAAUCUUUACCUUCCCGUCCUGUGAUCCUUUAAGGUAGACAUUGGUUUUCUGAAUGGGUUUCAGCUGGAUUAUUGCUAGUACCAUAUG